GCCGUCUACGUCAUGCAAUCGGUCAGCCCACUGCGCUGUCUCGAGCGUCCUGCAGAUGCGCAUGUUAUGAGGCUGGGGGGAACGGCCGAGGUGCUGGCCAUGAGGUAUCGCAUGUUUUAUUAUCGUGAGAUCAAUUGACAGCGGCCGGAAGUGACAUAUAACUAAUACAUUACCCUUUCCUGCUCAUCCCUACCCGUCCCUACUUGCAGCCCUGAUUACCUUUGUCCAAAAAAUGAAGAUCAUUCUCUCAGUCAAUGCUGGCUCCUCCUCGGUUAAGAUCUCUGUUUAUUCCGCCUCGCGGAACCAGAAUCCCACCCAGAUCGCCGAGCUGCAGGUCAGCGGGCUGACAGCCGCGCCGCCGACGCUCGACUACUCGCGCGGCGGCACGACAGUCAUCAAGCACCGCGAGGUGAAGGACAAGAUCGACAGCCAGGACGAUGCGUUUGAGCUGCUCCUCAGGACCCUAACCGAUGACAAGGAGCUCGCCGAGAUCUCGCGCAAGGAAGACAUUAGCAUCGUGAGCCACCGCAUCGUGCACGGUGGCGACUUCGCCCGCUUGGAGGUAAUCAGCCAUGAAACGUAUAACAAGCUGGAGGCGCUCAACGACUUGGCGCCACUGCACAACGCCAGUGGUCUCGAGAUCGUCAAGAGCUGCAUGCGCGUGCUCCCCGGCGCCACCAAUGUCGCCUGCUUCGACACCCAGUUCCACGCCAGCAUCCCCGAGCACAUUCGCACCUACCCGAUCAACCAGGACAUCGCGAGGAGCAACAAACUGCGCAAGUACGGCUUCCACGGCAUCAGCUACGCCUUCAUCACCAGGUCCGUAGCCCAGUUCCUGGGCAAGAGCGUCGAUGACACCAGCAUCAUCGCCUUGCACCUCGGCUCCGGGGCCAGCGCCUGCGCCAUCAAGGGCGGCAAGAGCUGGGACACCAGCAUGGGCCUCACUCCGCUGGCAGGCUUGCCGGGCGCAACGAGGAGCGGGAGUGUCGAUCCGAGCCUCGUCUUCCACUACGCCUCAGACGUAGGCAAGUUAUCCCCCUCAUCAACCAAGGAACUCCACAUCUCGCGGGCCGAGGAGAUCCUCAACAAAGAAUCCGGUUGGAAGGCCCUAGCCGGCACGACCGACUUUUCCGCCAUCGCCGCCGCCGCCUCCUCCUCACCCACCGAUGACAACGACGACGACGACGACGACGACACGGCCCGCCGCCGCCUCGCCUUCGACCUCUUCGUCGACCGCGUCCUCUCCUUCGUCGGCACCUACUACGUCUCCCUCCGCGGCUCCGUCGACGCCCUCGUCUUCGCCGGCGGCAUCGGCGAGCGCAGCGCCCCGCUCCGCGCCGCCGUCGUCGACGGCGUCGCGUGCCUCGGCUUCGACGGCAUCGACUCAACGAAAAACGAGGCCGGCGGCGACGGCAGCGUUGUAUGGGACGUCGGGGCGGCCGGAGACGGCGGCAAGGAACACAGGGUCCUGGUCUGUCGGACUGAUGAGCAGUUUGAGAUGGCGAGGUCUUGCGCGCAUGACGGGGAGUUAUGGUGAAAAGGGGUUAGGUUCCUUCAGCUGGAGGUCGAACGUAGACCGGGACCCAGGGAUACGUACUAAUAGAUAUUCCAAACCUUUCCUGGGAUUUUCCGCGCAGGAAAAUGUAAUCUACUUUACAAUGCCAUACGCUGAAUUAAACUGGAUGUAAUAUAAUUCACCCGUAAAGAUAAGGUGACCCAAGAGUCACCAUUUCUACAAGCGGAAUAGCAUCACAAAGUGUUCACGAGUAUAUCACCAGCAGGUUUUAGCAAAAAUCUUAUAAAAAC
Phialemonium atrogriseum is the source of this 1806-nucleotide messenger RNA. RefSeq names its product Acetokinase family-domain-containing protein. The transcript is spliced from 2 exons. Gene Ontology annotation, molecular function: acetate kinase activity. Bases 233 to 1537 code for a protein of 434 amino acids. Gene Ontology annotation, biological process: phosphorylation; acetate metabolic process. NCBI's taxonomy places the organism in Eukaryota, Fungi, Ascomycota, Sordariomycetes, Cephalothecales, Cephalothecaceae. The record is from RefSeq and is a predicted model, not a curated record.